AUGGCCGCGAUGAGAUCUAUGGUCGCCUUCGCCUUCCUUUGUGUUGUCUUGGCUGCAUUGAUCAUGGUGGCUGAGUCACAUGCCGGUCAUGAUCACCACAAAGGUCCAGCGAUGGCUCCCUCGCCACAUGGCGGUCAUGAUCACCACGACGGGCACAAGACUCCUGCAUCGUCACCAGCACCGCCUCCAAGCGCUGCUUCUUUCGCCGCUUGUCCUCAGCUGAUCGCCACCGCCUUGGUCGCUGCCUUGGCUUACGUCUUCUGA
Molecule: messenger RNA, 264 nt
Organism: Microthlaspi erraticum
Lineage: Eukaryota; Viridiplantae; Streptophyta; Magnoliopsida; Brassicales; Brassicaceae
Source: the annotation of a GenBank genome assembly